AACCAAAACGAAGCCUAAUGAGUCCACUGGCAUUAUGGGAAUUAAGAAAAACGCCCGUUCAAUGGAAAACCUGCUGGAGUAUGGAGUGAAAGAGAAACCCAGAGACUGUUCUCCUGCAGCUGAACCUAAUCAGAAACCAGAAGCUCCUGAUAUUCCCCCAGACAUAAGCACAGCUGAAAAGAGAGGUGAACUUCUGAAAUACGCCACAGAACUCACUUUCGAUCCAAGCACCGCCCAUAAACGCAUCGCGCUGACCGAGAACUUCACUAAGGCCUCGGUGUCAGACGAGCACAUAAACUACCCCGACUGCCCCGGACGCUUUGCUGUCUGCUCCCAGGUGCUCGCCUCCAAGGGUUUCUCUACUGGACGCCAUUACUGGGAAGUGCGACUGACCAACAUUAACUUCAUUGGCGUAGGCUUGGCUUACAGCAGCAUGGACCGCAAAGGCCCCACCAGUCGACUGGGCCGCAACGUCCAGUCCUGGUGCGUCGAGUGGUUUGAUGUCGGCCUGUCAGUCUGGCAUAACAGCAGCGAGACCGUGCUUGCUAAUCCAAAUCCAAAGCGUGUCGGCGUGCUGUUGGAUUGCGAGGCCGGCACCGCUACGUUCUAUCGCGUGGCAGAGAGGGCGUAUCCCUUCCACACUAUCAAGUUCCCUUACCCUGCCUUUUUAGAGGCUAUCUAUCCAGCCUUCUGGAUUUUCUCUAAUGGCUCCUCCAUUACCUUUUGCAAAAUGCAACAA
This is a messenger RNA of Neolamprologus brichardi, 739 nucleotides long. The record is from RefSeq and is a predicted model, not a curated record. Lineage: Eukaryota; Metazoa; Chordata; Actinopteri; Cichliformes; Cichlidae.